Benincasa hispida (wax gourd) is the source of this 1091-nucleotide messenger RNA. Its product is annotated as Sugar isomerase (SIS) family protein. Gene Ontology annotation, molecular function: carbohydrate derivative binding; isomerase activity. The record is from RefSeq and is a predicted model, not a curated record. Gene Ontology annotation, biological process: carbohydrate derivative metabolic process. Lineage: Eukaryota; Viridiplantae; Streptophyta; Magnoliopsida; Cucurbitales; Cucurbitaceae.
UUAUUUGUUGUUUGUCACAAUGUUCCGAUACCAAAAAGAUGAACAAAGUUUUGAAAUUGUAACCGGUAAUGAAACAAACUUAUCAACAAUCUAACAUUGGUCUAACAAACUCAACAAGAGUAAAGGAAAAAGAAACCUAUACCCUUGGAGAUAACCAAAACUCAACCCACCUAAGAGCUUUGAAUAGGAAAACCUUCACCUUGAACUUGAUGACAAAUUCGUCUUUAUCACCACAGUCAAAGAAACACAAUAACAAUAGACUCUAAUUACACGUGGCACGAUACCAAAGGAUUAUCCAAAGCGAUUGCACCAUAAGCGCAUAACACAGAGCCAAAACCUCUUGAUUUCGUUAGUUUAAAGAAGAUCCGUUGAAACCAACAGAGAGUCUCCAUCAAGCUCUCGAAAAUCCCCAUUCAAUGGCUUCCCAAUCACAGGCUUCUUCUCUUGCCUCCCGAAUAUGCUCCGAUAUUGCUUCCAUCUUCUCCAAACCCACCCAACCCCACGCGCCGCCGCUGGACCUCUUGGUCUCCGAGCUCUCCUCUGCCGCAGCACGGAAGGCCCGGGUGUUCCUUUACGGCGUCGGCCGUGAGGGCCUAAUGCUAAAAGCCCUCUGUAUGCGGCUUGCUCAUCUUGGCCUCUCGUCGCACCAGGUUUUUGACAUGAACGCGCCCCCAAUCGCCGCUCCUGACCUCCUAAUUGCGUCGGCCGGCCCCGGUGGAUUUUCGACCGUGGAUGCGAUUUGCUCCGUGGCCAGAUCCAACGGCGGUAGAGUUUUGCUUCUAACGGCCCAGCCGGAGAACGGCUCGUCUGUGAAGUACGCCGAUGUGAUUUGCUACGUUCCGGCUCAGACCAUGGCGGACGAUGAGGAAUCGGCGGCCAAAUGUCGACCUCUGCUUCCGAUGGGGAGUUUGUAUGAAGGAGCUCUGUUUGUUUUGUUUGAGAUGGUGGUGUAUCGGUUGGGUGAGGUGUUGGGAGAGAGCCCUGAGGCCGUCCGAUCACGCCACACCAAUCUUGAAUGAAUGGAUCAGAUUCAGCCAGAGCGUGGUUGGAUUUUUGCUCUAAAUUUAAAUAAAGAAUUGUUUUGUUAUAUA